AUGAAUCUACAGGCGGUUUCAGGAUACGUUUGCCUGCUUUGCUUUUCCUUCACAAGCACAGCAAAAGAAAACUUGCAGAUUUCUUUCCAGCCCAGGACCCUGUAUCAGUACCGCUAUUCCCUGGACGUCCAGCUGGACCACACAUCCACGUCCCUGCGGGGAGCCUGGCUGAAGGCUGAGGCGUUGGUCCAGCUGCACCGGCUCUGGAGGGACCAAGGAGGAGAAGAGCUCCUUCGGGUGCAGAUCCAUGACCUGAAAGCCCACCAUGAACCAGAAGAGGAGAGGAGCCAGGACAGCGCUGGAAGUCCCCCUGGGGAGAUUGCACUGAGCCAAGAGGCACGGGCAGAGCUCCAGCAGCCAGUGUUCAUCUCCUGGAGCAGUGGAAAGGUCAAAGCCCUUUACGGGGAUGAAGUAGAGAGCACCCUGGUUUCGAACCUGAAGCGAGGUGUCAUCAGCCUGCUCCAGCUCCAGCCCCAUGCCGGCACCACAGUGGAGGAGGAUGUCUCUGGGAGCUGCCAAGUCACGUACGCCGUGUCCAACCGUUCCAUCACAAAGAUGAAAGAUCUCCUCAGCUGCACGAAGCCCAACUCCGGGUUCACCUCCACAAACAAAAUUUUUGGAGUCCAGUGGCAGCCCAAAAGCAGAAGCCAAUACGUGGUGAAAGACAACCUCCUCCAGUCAGUGCUGGCAGAGGAAAGCCACGUGCUGUCUCCAGCCCUGAGGUCCACCACCGGCAUCAAAGUCAGUUCAAGGCAGCAGCUCCGGUUAAUGUCUCCUCCAAUGCCUGGCCCAGCAGAGAUGCCCGGAGGAAGCCUUGAGGAUGCGCUGGCUGGCACAGGAGAACAGCACCAGCCCCUGGGCAUAGCCAGCCUGCCCUUCAGGAGGGUCUGCACUCACUGCCCAUCCCUGAGAGCCUACCUGAAGGCUUUUGACAGCCAGAGAGUCAAAACGAACCCCUCGAAGGCAGCGACAGCCUGGCGGUUCCAGAGGUUCAUCCAGAUGCUGCACAGCGCCAAGAAGAGAGAUGUCCUGCAGCUGCUGAGGAGAGCGCCCGAGGAGAUGCUCCCUUUCGUCGUGGAGGCGGCGGUGGCUGCGCAGUCGGUGGCAUCCUUGGCAGCUCUCUCGGACUUCCUGGAUUUCAGCAAGGAGCCCAGGGCCCUGCUGGAGAAGUUUCUCUAUGCGGCAGCUUUCUCUCCCCGGCCUUCGGGAGAGCUUCUCCGCCUGGUGUUAGACAAGCUGGAUGGGAAGCAGCUGGCCCCCGAGGUCCAGGAGACAGGGAUAGUUGCCCUGGGCUCUCUGGUUGGCAAGCUGUGCCAGCAGAAGCUGUGUGGGCUGCAGGAGGUGGCGCAUGGGGUGGAAACCAUCCUCGCAGGGCUACGAGAUGCUGAGGCGGAAUCCGAGGUGGUCACAUACCUGCUGGCCCUGGGGAACACAAUGCUCCCCGAAACCAUCCCCACCCUCCUGGACCGUGCCGAGGAGGGUCCCGCCGCCAUCACCGCCGCAGCCAUCUCUGCCCUGCGGCGAUUUCCCGCUGGGCACAUCUCCGGCAAGGUGAAACGAGUAAUGCGGAGGAUUUUCCAUGAGAAGAGGAAGAGCUACGAAAAAACGUGUCGCCUGGCCGCUGCGGAAAUCCUCCUGGAUAACGAACCCUCACCCAUGGAUGUCAUCAACAUCCUGCUGGCUGCCAACGAGCUGGAGACGGAGACGGCAGCGUUCCUACUGCUGAAGGUCCGGAACAGCCUGCGUGCUGACCACCACCCAGCAAGAAAGAUAAUGAAAGACGUCAUGAGAGACCCGCGGAUCAAUAACUACAACUCCUUCUCGAAAGCUGGCAUCUCCUCUUCUUUCUCAGGACCUCUGACAGGUGACAACACAGACGUCUCCGACUUCUCAUUGCUGAGCCACGGCCAGCGGCUUCGCGCAGCUCAGGUCACUAUUGAAGCACAAGGGAUGGAGUCGAUGAUGGGAGAAAAUGUCUUGGAAGGGGAAGAGGAGUCAGAGCUCACGGCCGGGAUGUCUGCCAUCUUCUUUGAUGUUCAGUUGCGGCCGAUCGUCUUCUUCCAGGGAUAUACGGACUUAAUGGCCAAGGUCCUCUUAAGCAGCGGAGAACCCACAAGCGUGGUCAAAGGGAACCUCCUGCUGAUGGACCAUCACCAGGUCAUUCCUCUGCAGUCUGGCUUCCAAGUGACUGUCAAACUCCAGGGCGGGCUGGGGCUUGACAUUUCAGCCGACAUGGAUGUGAGCAUUUGGGAGCAGGAACUGCAAACCAGCAUCAGCGCAAGGGGAGGCCUUGCAAUUGAUUUCCAGGCAGAACUAGACACCCCUUUCCUCCAAGCCACCGUGAGAAGCCAGACGGAGUUGGAGACCUCAAUCCACUUUGACACCAUGCUGAGGUUUUCUGGCAGCCCAGUGCUCAUGUGCUUGCAGCUGAGAAAGGAGCAGGUCCCGUACAGGGAAAUCUUCACAGUUUCCAAGUCUGCUGGGAACCAGAGCAGCACGGCUCGAAAAGGCAGGCAGGGCACUGUACCCGGGCAGGACUUUGCCUUGCACCGAGCCAACUCCAAAGUCUGCAACCUCCUACUGACAGCAGAAAAAGAAUAG
Molecule: messenger RNA, 2601 nt
Organism: Eurypyga helias (sunbittern)
Lineage: Eukaryota; Metazoa; Chordata; Aves; Eurypygiformes; Eurypygidae
Product: microsomal triglyceride transfer protein large subunit-like
Exons: 18
Coding region: 1-2601 (866 amino acids)
Biological process (GO): lipoprotein metabolic process; lipid transport
Cellular component (GO): Golgi apparatus; basolateral plasma membrane; endoplasmic reticulum
Molecular function (GO): lipid binding
Source: RefSeq, a predicted model, not a curated record